CACCGCUACCGCUGCCGCUGCCGCCGUGCUCGGGGAUCCGGGCGCUCGCGCUUAGCUCGCUGGCGACCUGCCUCCAGCCCGGGCCCACACCCCGGCCCAGGUGUCUGUUGGAGCUGUCAGUGGCCUCAUGCUGAUCCAGCCCUCUUCCUUGCUGCCUUUGGCCCUGGAUAAUGGCCCCGCCGUGGUGACAUCUGCCUGCACUGUGUCUUCCUAGGCUGGCGAGGCCCUGGGAAGCAGGGUCGACUUUGGAGCAGCAGCACCAGCGGAGCUGCCACAGGAUCUGCGGGCCCAUGGGGAAGGAGGCCGUGGCUGCCGCAGGACUGGGGUGGGAGACAAGGGGCGGCGGGCCGUGAGGGAGGCACCUCCCUCUCAGCUCUUGUGCCCUUCAGCCAUGCAGACUGGGACAGCACACCUCUGAGUGUGCAGGUGUCAUCCCACCCCGCCCUCCAUCCCUCUUGGGGCUGCCGCCCAGCCUCCCCCCAGCCCCUCCACCAGGCUGAGCGGGGUGUCCCACCAGGGCAGUCCCGAUGGCUGGGCAUGGGAGGGGCAUGCUGUGGGUGUGUGUGGCGGCAGCUGCCCUGCUGCAUGCAGGUGGACUGGCCCGUGCCGACUGCUGGCUGAUUGAAGGUGACAAGGGCUUUGUGUGGCUGGCCAUCUGCAGCCAGAACCAGCCGCCCUACGAGGCCAUUCCGCAGCAGAUCAACAGCACAAUCGUGGACCUGCGGCUGAACGAGAACCGCAUCCGCAGCGUGCAGUAUGCCUCGCUGAGCCGCUUCGGCAAUCUUACGUACCUCAACCUCACCAAGAAUGAGAUUGGCUACAUUGAGGAUGGUGCCUUCUCAGGCCAGUUCAACCUGCAGGUAUUACAGCUGGGCUACAACCGGCUACGCAACCUCACGGAGGGCAUGCUGCGUGGCCUGGGCAAGCUGGAGUACCUCUACCUGCAGGCCAACCUCAUUGAGGUGGUCAUGGCCAGCGCCUUCUGGGAAUGUCCUAGUAUCGUCAACAUUGACUUGUCCAUGAACCGCAUCCAGCAGCUGAGCAGCGGCACCUUCUCGGGCCUGACCAAGCUCUCCGUGUGUGAGCUGUACAGCAACCCCUUCUACUGCUCCUGUGAGCUGCUGGGCUUCCUGCGCUGGCUGGCUGCCUUUACCAACGCCACACAGACCUACGACCGUAUGCAGUGCGAGUCGCCACCCAUCUACUCUGGCUAUUUCCUCCUGGGCCAGGGCCGCCACGGCCACCGCAGCAUCCUCAGCAAACUGCUGUCUGUCUGUACAGAGGACUCCUAUGCAGCAGAGGUGGCCGGGCCCCGUCUGGUACCUGGCCGCUCCCAGCCAGGCCGCUCACCACCGCCGCCACCACCGCCGGAGCCAAGCUUGGGCAGCCGAGCCGAUGUGCCCUGUGCUGACGAAGAGUGCUUCUCUGGCGACGGCACCACACCACUGGUGGCUCUGCCCACACUGGCCACGCAAGCCGAAGCUCGUCCCCUCAUCAAGGUCAAGCAGCUGACCCAGAACUCGGCCACCAUCACCGUGCAGCUGCCCAGCCCCUUCAACCGCAUGUACACGCUGGAACAUUACAACAACAGCAAAUCCUCCACUGUGUCCAGGCUGACCCAGGCCCAGGAGGAGAUCCGCCUGACGAACCUGUACACACUGACCAACUACACCUACUGCGUGGUAUCUACCAGCUCGGGCACUCACCACAACCACACCUGCCUCACCAUCUGCCUGCCCAAGCCCCCCAGCCCACCUGGGCCAGUGCCCAGCCCUUCCACAGCCACCCACUACAUCAUGACCAUUCUGGGAUGCCUCUUUGGCAUGGUGCUGGUGCUGGGCGCUGUCUACUACUGCCUGCGCAGGCGGAGGCGCCAGGAGGAGAAGCACAAGAAGGCAGCCUCAGCAGCUGCAGCCGGCAGCCUGAAGAAGACCAUUAUUGAGCUCAAGUAUGGACCUGAGAUGGAGGCGCCUGGUCUGGCCCCACUGUCCCAGGGCCCACUGUUGGGCCCUGAAACUGUGACCCGCAUCCCAUACCUGCCGGCCACGGCCAGCGAGGUGGAACAGUACAAGCUAGUGGAGAGUGGAGAGACACCCAAGGCCAGCAAGGGAAACUACAUGGAGGUGCGCACUGGGGAGCCAGAACGUAGGGACUGUGAGCUGGGCCGGCCAGGCCCCGAGAGCCAGAGCUCGGUGGCUGAGAUCUCCACCAUUGCUAAGGAGGUGGACAAGGUCAACCAGAUCAUCAACAAUUGCAUUGAUGCGCUCAAGUCUGAGUCCACCUCCUUCCAGGGUGCCAAGUCUGGGCCUGUGUCUACAGCCGAGCCCCAGCUGGUGCUGCUGUCCGAGCCGCUGACCACCAAGCACGGCUUCCUGUCGCCCGUGUACAAGGACACAUUUGGCCAUGGCCUGCAGCGGCACCACAGUGUGGAGGCGGCCCCUGGGCCCCCGAGGGCCAGCACCUCGUCCAGUGGCUCCACACGUAGCCCUCGGGCCUUUCGCACUGAGCCCCCCGGCGUGCACAAAGCCACAGCCGCUGAAGCCAAGUACAUAGAGAAGAGCUCACCAGCAGCAGAGGCCAUCCUCACUGUGACACCCGCAGCCGCUGUGCUGCGGGCCGAGGCCGAGAAGAGCCGCCAGUACGGCGAACACCGGCACUCCUACCCUGGCUCCCACCCCGCCGCCGAACCGCCCGUGCAGCCCCUGCCGCCGCCAGCCCACGAGGGCCUGGGCGGCCGCAAAGCGUCCAUCCUGGAGCCACUGACCCGGCCGCGGCCCCGCGACCUCGCCUACUCCCAGCUGUCGCCGCAGUACCACAACCUGAGCUACACGUCCAGCCCUGAGUACCCCUGCAGGGCCUCUCAGAGCAUCUGGGAGCGCCUCAGACUGAGCCGGCGCCGCCCCAAGGACGACGAGGAGUUCAUGGCGGCCGGCCAUGCCCUGCGCAAGAAGGUCCAGUUUGCCAAGGACGAGGAUCUGCACGACAUCCUGGACUACUGGAAGGGCGUGUCCGCCCAGCACAAGUCCUGAGCCGUCACGGAGGUGGU
Molecule: messenger RNA, 3046 nt
Organism: Octodon degus (degu)
Lineage: Eukaryota; Metazoa; Chordata; Mammalia; Rodentia; Octodontidae
Gene: Elfn1
Product: extracellular leucine rich repeat and fibronectin type III domain containing 1
Exons: 3
Coding region: 528-3029 (833 amino acids)
Cellular component (GO): plasma membrane
Molecular function (GO): protein binding
Source: RefSeq, a predicted model, not a curated record